Messenger RNA from Trypanosoma rangeli, 1377 nucleotides. RefSeq lists its product as uncharacterized. The coding region runs from base 1 to 1377 and encodes 458 amino acids. NCBI's taxonomy places the organism in Eukaryota, Euglenozoa, Kinetoplastea, Trypanosomatida, Trypanosomatidae. The transcript has a single exon. The record is from RefSeq and is a predicted model, not a curated record.
AUGAUUUGUCAUCUGCAGAGGCGCAUGUGGAGGACGACGUUUUUCAGGUAUUUUUCACCACCGCGGUUGCGGUGGGUGCGCAUCGUUGCUACCACCUUUGGCUGUGCAUUAUUUCUUGUUACUGUCAGUGGCUUCAUUCCACGCUUGCAUGCCCCGCUGUUUGAAAAGGUCAAAGCUGUUACGGAUGAUGUACCGGUACGAUUACAAAAGCCGAUUUCUUCGGUCCACUUGCUGCCGGAUUUGCUGGCUCAGCUCCCUCACAUCAGGAGUGUCUUUAAACGCAUGUACACAAUUCGUACCGAUUGUGCGCGUUUGUCAAUCCUGCCUGAAUUUCGCGCGAAAGCUGAAGAAAUGUUUUCUGCCUACGGUGGUCCACGCGAGCAUCUGCUGCGGGCUAUUGAAAAUCAGAAGGUGGUGGAGGUGCACAAUUUGGUUACCGGCGAAACAGCCCUUUUUAACAAUAUCCGCAGAUUUAGACCCGGCAGUGGCAGCGAUGGUAGCAAUGCGACGGAAAGGAGUGCAGUGGCUAAACUUUACACAGAAGGUAGUGGAGCUGAUUUGUGUGACUUCUGCAACAAGCAACGAACAGCUCAGGACAUAUUUGGUCGCAUAACCGGAACGCAUUCGUACACGGCAUCGAAUGUCGCCAAGCUUAGUAAGUGGCACAGUCUUGUUAUCACCAACUUGCAUGAUCCAUUGGCCUUGGAUGCGGAUAUCAUUGCAGACGUCGUUGCUGUGUCGCAUCGAUGGUUUAAAAGGGCUCACCGCGAGGAUCCCUUGUAUGUAUAUCCGAACAUUAUUUGCGAUGUGGGCAAAAGAGCGUCUGCAUCCCAAGUCCAUUUUCAUGCCCAGAUGGUUUUAACGAGGGAUCGCUAUUUUGCUGGCAUUGACCUUCUUCAGCGUGUAGCAAUGCAAUACUUGGAGAAACAUGGAACUAGUUACUGGGAUGAACUUGUUCGUUUACAUCAAAUGCUUGGUCUUGCGGUUCGUGUUGGCAACUCUGCUGUGUUCUCCAAUGUGUGUCCCCGCAAGGAGAGGGAACUGUUUGUUCUCAGCAAGGAUCCUGAAGAUCCCUCCUUUGCCCGCGCGGUUGCUCUUGCGCUGAUGACCCUCCGUGAUGCUGUUGGUGUGCACAGCUUUAGCUUUGUUCUUUCUUACCCACCUCUGGAUGCGUCGAAUAACUACAAUCUAGGGAAGAUGCCCGCUAUUCUUCGCGUGAUUGACCGCGGUAGUGCAUUGGACCCGCGCAGUGACACAGGGGCAUUAGAAUAUUUUGGAAGCACAUACAUUGCUGCAGACCCCUACGCUAUUAUCCCCCACUUGACUGCAGCAGUUGACCGUUUCAAUGCAAAUCUGGAGUUAAACCGCACGGUAUGA